This is a messenger RNA of Danaus chrysippus (African queen), 339 nucleotides long. The record is from the annotation of a GenBank genome assembly. NCBI's taxonomy places the organism in Eukaryota, Metazoa, Arthropoda, Insecta, Lepidoptera, Nymphalidae.
AUGAAUUCGAAAAUACUGUUAAAUAUAAGGUCAACCAUUUUAAACGGUUAUUCAAAAAGGAACCUUAACAACAAUGUAGCUAGCAUAACCAAAAUACAUCGAGAGAUUUAUACUAGAACGUACCCUACAAAAGUAGUUCUACCAAAUGGAGCUUCAAUCAACAUUCGUUAUCAUGAACCUAGAAAAAUUAUCAGACUACCACUGGAUCUUUCGUCCCUCACUGAGGAAGAAAAGAAAAUGAGAUUAGAAAAAAGGAAGCCCAAAAGAAAAGUCAAAAUUAGUGAUACAAUUGAAGACAAUUUUAAUGCAAAGAAAUAUUUGAAGUACCUCAAAAAAUAA